CUGCUGUUAAUGUUUCAGCCUUUGACAGAGGAUCCCUUUGUCGUUUGCCUGCUCGGUUGACGAACUUCUCCUUCUUUCCACCUUUGCCAUGGAUUUUUUGUCCGUAAAUCUACGGUAGCACGUGUGAUGGAAGCCAGCAUCCUCGGGAAUAUUGUCAAACUCCACAUCAACACAGUGUUUGAAGUUCUCAGCCACGUCCCGAGACUCACCGUCCAACCCAAGCCACGUUUGUAGGCUUGUCCUGUAUGUAUUCCAUCGUGUAGUGGUGAAAUAAUGUACCUCCUCGUGCUUGACUGAAGUAAUAUGCAUCAAACAAUGUUUGUUUUUUGAUUUAUUAAUAUAUUCCGGUGUAUUUUCUUCGUCUUCCGUACUGCUCGAGGACGCCAUUUUGCCAUUCUGUUGACAAAAAGCAGCUCCCUCAUUGGUGUAGACCGAUCACGUGUCGAACCGUGCCACCACUCGUGACCAAGAUCAUAUUACGCUCUGAAGAAACUAGUUCGGCAUAAAACAUAGUCGCAUCGAGAAUCGACGGCCAAUUCAGAGACGAACUUUUUUUUGGUAGGUUAGCACAACUCGUUCUUUUUUAUGAGCUAACGAUUGUGUAGAUGCGCGACUGUGGAGCGGGAUUCAUUUUCUAAAGGACUUUUCGAUGUUCACCUUGCGGCCUAAUAGGCACGGAUAUAGACCCAUCUUCCAGCAAUAAUUCCUCCACUUUCAAAAGUCAAAAACAUUAUAGUAAAAAGCAACAAUUAUUUUGUACAUUAUAUGAAAUAAUAUUCGAGUGAAAAUGAAAGUUAGUCACCUUAAAGCGGCGGCUCACAUGACCGAGAAUCCGCGGAUGCGGCCCACAUGACCCAGUCGGCCACCAUAGUUUUCAUUGAAAUUCGAGCGCCAAGAGCGGCAACCUUGAUUCAGUGGCUUUCCGUCGAAGGAGGAGCACGUCCAAACCGACUGUUUGAUUACACCAGUUUUUUGAAAAAAGUUUGCCCUCUUCGAUGAGCAACAUAGAGCUGAGGAAGGAGCGCCGGCGACGACUUCAGGAGCAGCUGAGGAGGCGCAAGAGAAACCAAGAGAAAGAUAAGAUCAAAGGACCCCUGGAGAAAAAGGCCAAGAAAGAAAAGAAAUCUUCUUUGUUUGAGCCAGAAAAACAAGAACAAAUGGAACCUCCCCUCGAUCAACCUUUGAAGACCACAAAUAAUGGACAAAUGGACAAAGUUGUCCCGGAAGAAACAGACGACCCGAAUGGGGAAAGCGGACAACCCCCUGAUGUACACACUGCUGCAGAGCCCUGUGUUAAACUGGAGACCUCAGGUUGUACACCGCCUCUCGUCCAAAGUCCAGAGGGAUCGGCUCCAGUCCCUCACGGCUCUCUAAAUAAAUGGGAAGAGGAGCCACAUGAAACUCAUACUUUCGUGUGGUGCUGGGAGAAGGAAGCCACAACAAUUACCUGCAAUAAAGCAAGAACUGUUGAGAACUUGCUGAAGACGAGUCCACAGUUCAGGAAAAUUGUUGGCAAAAACAAAAACAAAGAGCUCGUUAUUGUCAGAGAUGGGAAAGCUAUCAGUUCACACUUUCCAUGCAGCUUAAUCGGAAAAGAUGAACGGCUGACUAUCAAGUUUCUUACAGCUGUUGACAAGCCGAAGCAAAUUGUUACUGGUUCUGAUCGUUGCCAGAGAAAGGGGCCACCUAGUGAGCUUGUGAUGUUUCAUUUAAUGACAAGCGGAGGUGAAAGUCUGCAAACUAAGAUUAUGAGAAACCCAGCCCUAAAAAAGUACAUUGACGAAUUUACUGUGUAUGCAUACAAAGGGGAAACGGUGAAGCAGGCUCUGAAAAGAGAUGGUCGUUUACAGGAAGAACUAUUCACAAAGAACUGUGCACUUUCCAACAAGAGCACUCAAGUAAACACUGAAAUGUCCACUCUCGUUGAUGAUCUUCAUGGUGAAACCUUCAAGAUCAUACUGCUGAAUAGGGACAGUCCACCAAACAGUCAGCCUAGCAGUUUGGAGGAUGCUCCUCUAGAGCAGUCUAGCACAACUGAGGCAGUGAAUGUCGACACACCAAAAAAGACAGUGGUGCUAGAUGGUAAGGAGGCACCAGAUUUACAUUUAUGUGAAAUAACUCAUUCCAAAAUGAUGCGGAGUUACCUAAAUUCACAGUUUCAAGAUUUUGUGAAGAGAAAAAAAAUUCAGGUAUCUGGGUUUACUCCUAUCAAGCAUCUCCGUGUGGAGUACGGAAAGAACGCUCAGAGAUGCCUGGAAGUGAAAACAAUGAAGCAACUGAUGGGAGCUCAGUAAUUCUGUUUGCAGUGUGAGAGUAAAUGGAAGACCAAAAGGAAGUGGCUUCCUUUUAUUUGACAAGUUUGUCCUCACAAACGGACAUGUGCUUGAAAACGUUUUCAAUGCGAGUACAUGGCAGCUUACUGAGAGGCUCACAGUCCAUUUCUCUUAUGAAAGUGUAGGCCAGGUGGAUUCAGGAGUCGAAGUGGAAGAAGUUGUUGGAUUUGAAUGCGCCCAUGAUGCGUCAGGGCACAAGCAUGACUGGGCUUUGUUGAGGAUCGGUGCUGAUCAGAAGUUGCCUGAUGUUCUGUUAAAACGAAUUGGAUUAUGUCCCAAAAGUGGAGGAAUUUGCAUUAUUGGGCAUCCUGGAGAUUCUCCAAAAAUGAUAGAUCCAUGCUUCAUAGUUCCAACUGAAAGACGUCGCGAGAUUGUCGAGAGGCAUCGCCGUGAAAAUCCAGAGGGAGUUCUUCCGUUCAAAGAAUCAAACCAUGAGGCCAUUCAGUUAAUUACGCAACGUUUCUUUGAGGGUGUGAAACACGAUAAAGAGAACAGACAGGCUCUACAUUACGAGACUUGUCUUUAUUUUGGCUCAUCCGGCUCUCCUGUCUUUGACGAGCACUGCAAUGUUGUUGCAAUGCAUUCAGGCGGAUACCCCUACGAAAAUACAAGGGGUGAACAACACAGUGUCGUAGAGUUCGGCUACGCUGCAUCCAUCAUUAUCGAGCGUAUCGUUGUCCAAAUGGUAGACAGAGGCAGGUUUGACGUGUUGAAGGAAUACCUGGCUUGCGAUUAUAGACAUCAACAACACGUGAACAACAAUGUGAAGAAACUGCUUGAGAGCAGAAACAGAGAAUCCAUAUUAACUGCACUAACACAGCCGAUGGUCACAGGUGACGAGAGUUUGAGGAAGUUCUUUGAAUUCUUGUCUCAGAGAGAGGAUCCUGUCCCAAUGGACACUGAUUGAGUGUCACAGAUACAAAGCUGACAGAAACGGCUCAGCAGUGAGCAACAAAGGCUUUCAUGACUCAUGUCUGCUUUCAGAUAUCAGGCCUAUGAUCAGGGUACUUUUGUUCAGUGCUCAAGUACCGGUAGUAUAUCGAUUGAAACUUAUUAUAUUCAUUGGUUUAGGUAACCAUAAUCAGUUUUGAGAACAAUGCUUGUUUUUCGCUGAUACAUUUUGUAGAGUUUUUGUUUGGUAAUUGCUAAAUCUCUGUUCAGUUCAGGGAAUACAUCUGGAUAUUAUUUGUGAAUGUUGAUGCUGUGCUUGUUCAUAGUAAUCUGACUGUACUGUCUACUAUUGCCCAACUAGAUUUGAUAAACCUGCUUUUGUCUUAUCGGCCGAUAUCUUCUUGAUAUAUUGGCGUUGGUUCAUAUGUCAUCACAGGAGUAACAUGAAGUUGCAGCACAGAAAUGCCAAAGAUACAGUUACUGACUGUAAACAGUCUGGUUCAGUAAAAACGUUGGUUUUGUUUAGUCUUGCAUAGUGUAAUGGAAAUGAGUUAUUCUUUUAGAUAUCUUAUAUUCUUGUAUAGGUCAACUGUUUUAUAGGUUGCUAUUGACUCUAUAUCUCACACCUAUUAGCAUGUGUGUGCGCUGUUGUAGAAGAUGUCUAUGUUUUUGGGAGAAGAGUUUAAAUAUUCAAUCAUUAUGAAAAACAAACAGAGUUCUGGACGGAAAUCAAAGUUGUCUUUGCGUUUAUUAGCUUGCAAGCUGCAAGAAAGUUCCUCAGUCACAUAUCUGAGUGAGAUGGGGAAGGAUCUUCAAAAUACAUUGUGCCACACCGUGAUUUAAACAUGCAAGGAGUGCCUUGAGUCCAGGCCCACAGAUGACCUCAGGGGAGUGUGUAUCUGCGUUCACUUCAAGGAAAAGAAACGGACACAAGUCGCCCCGACGCUGUAGAGACGAUAACAGAGAAGAUAACUCCCUCUGUCUCUCGCCCUCCCCAUAUUCCCACGUCUCUGUUCCUUAAAUCAAUACACACAUGCAAAUGUAUUUUAUCAUUACAAUAAGUCCCCCUUUGUUUGUGAAUGUCAAAGCAGAAUAUUCCAAUAACAUCCCCAGCCCUGUAAACUGUCUUCAUAACGCUGUGAUAUUUAAUCUUCAACGCUCACUCACACAGAAUCGUUGUGGCUCUGUGCACCUCGGCCUCUUCUUGCAAGAAUAAAUACUUUAAAGAUAAGUUUUUCGAUAUAUUCAUGAUUUCAGCUUAAGAAGACGUAACAUCUGGUACGUUAAUGUUUUGCUGCGACAAUAGCCAUGUCUAUUUCCAUUGGACUGCUAGAGAAAGACGUUCAUGUUUUAAGAAAAAUAAUCUUUUGUUCAAGCUGUUUUGAGAUUUUCAUUUUAUUAUUAUAAAUUGUGACUCCUGCACCUCGAGCUAAUCACUCGAAAUCCAGACGGUUUGCUGUCCUGGCUCCUCAGUGGUGGAACGAGCUCCCCACUGACAUCAGGACAGCAGAAAGUCUCUACAUCUUCCGUCGGAGACUGAAAACACACCUUUUCCGACUAUCUGGAUUAAAACACAGAUUUGCACUUCAGUGGCACUUAAAUAGCUCUUAUUAUGGUACUUUGGUAGUUCGACUAUGUUGAGGAAAUGUUACUUCCUGUAUUCUUGUUGUUCUUAGUUUGUACUCUAGGUUGAAAUGCACUUAUUGUAAGUCGCUUUGGAUAAAAGCGUCUGCUUAAUGUAAUGUUCUGUCAUAUACCACUGUCUUGGGAAUGUUUCUUUUGAACGUGAGAAUUUCUUACCUGGUUAUAUGAUGUCAUAAAAAACCUGUUUUAACAAAUGAUUAAUGAUUCUUUUUCGAUAUUCAAUAAAGUGAUUACUUUUA
Pseudoliparis swirei is the source of this 5107-nucleotide messenger RNA. Its product is annotated as serine protease FAM111A-like. Bases 996 to 2294 code for a protein of 432 amino acids. The record is from RefSeq and is a predicted model, not a curated record. NCBI's taxonomy places the organism in Eukaryota, Metazoa, Chordata, Actinopteri, Perciformes, Liparidae. The transcript has 6 exons.